AUGCUGUCCUGUGUCUUGCUCCUUUCCAAGCAUAUCAGCACUUCGCUGGUGUCCCUGCGCGGCGCGCGCCUUGGCUUCGCUCUCCCGCGGCGCUGGGCCACCAGGAGCCCCUGGAUUCCGCGGCCCGCCGCUCCCCUCCGACCCCGGGCAGCAGCCGCCUCCUCCAGGACUCUCUCGGGGUCCGCCUCCGCCCCCUCCCGGGUGCGCCAGAACUUCCACCCAGACUCGGAGGCCGCCAUCAACCGCCAGAUCAACCUCGAGCUCUAUGCGUCCUACGUGUACUUGUCCAUGGCCUAUUACUUCUCCAGGGACGACGUGGCCUUGAACAACUUCGCUCGGUAUUUCCUUCGCCUGUCCCGGGAGGAGACCCAGCACGCAGAGGCGCUGAUGAGGCUGCAGAACCAGCGGGGAGGCAGGAUCUGCCUGCAGGACAUCAAGAAACCGGACAGGGACGACUGGAAGAGCGGGCUGAACGCCAUGGAGUGUGCUCUGCUCUUGGAGAAGAAUGUGAACCAGUCGUUGCUAGAAUUGCACUCUCUGGCCUCAGCUAAAGGUGACCCCCAUUUGUGCGACUUCCUGGAAACUCACUAUCUAAAUGAUCAGGUGAAGUCUAUCAAAGAACUAGGUGACCACGUGCACACCUUGAUUACGAUGGGGGCCCCAGAUUGUGGCCUGGCGGAGUACCUUUUUGACAAACAUACCCUUGGAAAUGAAAACAAUCAGAACUAA
Molecule: messenger RNA, 729 nt
Organism: Myotis myotis
Lineage: Eukaryota; Metazoa; Chordata; Mammalia; Chiroptera; Vespertilionidae
Gene: FTMT
Product: ferritin mitochondrial
Exons: 1
Coding region: 1-729 (242 amino acids)
Biological process (GO): iron ion transport; intracellular iron ion homeostasis
Cellular component (GO): cytoplasm; mitochondrion
Molecular function (GO): ferrous iron binding; ferric iron binding
Source: RefSeq, a predicted model, not a curated record